GUUUCAUGAAAUAAUCAUUUGAUCUAAUAUUAAAAGACCCAUUUAUAUAGCCUGAAGACCGUCAAGUAAUCCAAACUGAUUAUGAUUUGAUAUUUUCCUAAGACAUAUCUAUAUAAUCAGUAGACACUUAAAUAAUCUAAACUCAUUAUGAUUUAAUAUCUUCCUAAAACAAGGUCAAUAAGUUAUGGUAACUUCCUGAUUCAUGGCAUACAACAGUCUUAUAUAUAGGAUCUAAUAUUGAAAAAGCCAAAACAGAAUAUUAUUUAUAAUUCAAAGAAGGAUAACAUGUCGAUUUAAAUGGCUUUAGUUUCUUUUAUGUUCCAGGAAGAAUUAUAUGUACUCCAGAUAAACCUAAAGAUGUUUUAAUUGAAAAUAAAAUACCUCAUAUGACUUUACUUAUGGGAAAUUGGGCAGCAGUUUCUUCUAAUUAUUUAUUGGAGAAAAUGUUUCUUAAUAAUGGUCCUUUAUAAUAAGAAUAUAAUAAUGGGGAAUUUUUUUAAUUAGGAAAUAAUACUAUAGUUAAGAAGUUUUUUUAAUUAAAUAUUAAUGAUGAAAAUGUUGAUGUGUUUAUGGUAAAAUCUAAUUUCGGAAUAUAUUUAGAUGGAGUUAAUACUAAAGUUUUUAUGGAAAAUUCAGAAGAUAAUAAACAUAUAUUUUAUAAAUGA
Ichthyophthirius multifiliis is the source of this 665-nucleotide messenger RNA. RefSeq lists its product as hypothetical. Lineage: Eukaryota; Ciliophora; Oligohymenophorea; Hymenostomatida. The transcript has a single exon. The record is from RefSeq and is a predicted model, not a curated record.